This is a messenger RNA of Esox lucius (northern pike), 2702 nucleotides long. RefSeq lists its product as uncharacterized. Gene Ontology annotation, cellular component: plasma membrane. Bases 809 to 1462 code for a protein of 217 amino acids. Gene Ontology annotation, molecular function: tumor necrosis factor receptor binding. Lineage: Eukaryota; Metazoa; Chordata; Actinopteri; Esociformes; Esocidae. The transcript has 3 exons. The record is from RefSeq and is a predicted model, not a curated record. Gene Ontology annotation, biological process: positive regulation of cytotoxic T cell differentiation; positive regulation of activated T cell proliferation; immune response.
UUUUCUGUUUAUAAUGAAAGGAAUUCAUAAUUAAUUGUGUAAGCACGUUCUUACCAAAGACCAGCAUUGUUUAUUGUUUAGAGGUCAAUGCGUCUUUCAGUCAAAUGUAUUUCACGGCUUUUCGACAUCAGCAGUGGUCACAGGUGCUUUGUGCAAACGUCACGGCUCGUUGGAUGAAUUCCACACUGGACCAGACGACCUGCUAGCCGUUUUUAACCAUGGAAUAACGAUAUAACUCAGGCCGUAACGGAAUGUCUUCUAAGGGAAACAAGUCCCAUAUUGUAAGUGUUACUUUCUAUCUGUGUUUCUCCGUCUGGCCGCCUAUCUUUAUCUUUCUCUCGUUUCCCACCGCACCGAGCUGUCUUUCGCCGGGGCGGCUGUCUCUGCCCUACUUGCGCAAAAGCAGAAUCAGGGGAUGGAAAGUCUAGAGCGCUCAUUUUCACAGCUCGAGCGUGUCAUAGGAGAGCGGGGAGAGGGAGGGGGGAGGCGAGGGAAACCCAGACCCAUGACUUUAGCGUAUUUUCCUCUCUUCAGUCUCUCCGCCCCACAAGCCUUUAUAAGAGAACAACAUGGUUGUGUUUAGUUACAGUUCAUACCGGCUAAUGUCCAAAGAGAGACCAACACGACUGAAACGUAUCCAACCGAGAAGGAUAUACUUUUGGAACGCAAGUUUGCUGGCGUUUGACUUUGUUGUUACAGAUUUGACCGACUCACCCCACUGCGUGAAAGUAAUUUUUGUGGAGUGCUCCUCCGGUUGCCAGACACGCUUUAGUCUUCUUCCAAAACUGGGAUCUCCGAAAGCCGUGAGAUGGACGUGGAAUCUCAAAUCAAGAGUGAGCGCCCCCGGGCACGGUUCCUGGACGUUUUCUUGGUCAGUUCAGUAGUUUUGCUCUUCCUCGCGGUCGUGGCGAUCGUUGUAAUGGGGACCAUGACUGUCACUAAGAUAGAGGCGAAGACUGGGAUUACACUGCGUACUUCUGCCGAUCCCAUAAAGGAACACAGUUUCAAUACACCUUACAUGAAGCAGAACUUUGCCUACAUUCAACCAACGUCAAGCGAGUUGCAGAACGACAGGACAAUGUCUUGGAGGUCCAUUGAUUCUGGACCCACCAAUUCCAUUGGCGGUCUCUAUGCCUAUGACGACACCAAAAGCACCCUGCAAAUCAAGAGGGGUGGCAUGUACUUCCUGUACGUUGAACUCCACCUCUCCUGCACCGCCAAUUGCCAGGAAGGCAGAGUCGCCGUCCAUGUUAUGUGGGACAACCUCAAUCCGCUCACCUGCGAGGUGGCCCUGCCGAAGUUGACGGACGACAAACUCGAAGUGUCCGAGAGGUGCUGGAAAGUGACGCACCUCAGCUCGGAUAGCCAGCUUUUAAGUAAGAUGGUCGUCUCAAACUCCGGAUUCUGGAAACUGGAUCUCAACAAGUCCGGAAUGGGAAUUUUCUUGGUGGGUUCGGACUAAGGCCGGUUGAGUCGCGGACAACGUCUGUUGGCACCAACUGCACCCUGCUGGUGUCCUGGGCCUGAAUCAGCUGCUGAUCUAACAAGCUUUGUGGAACGUCGCAGGUGUAGGUGUCACAUACAAAGCCUGUUUGACAAGGCGAUGAAGACUCCAGAGGUUUGCUUGUUCUGCGCUGCCAUUCUGAACAUUCCAGAACGUUGCCUUGCUCUGAACGCACCCUUUGAACAUUCUUCUCUGGGAGAACAUUCUCUUGGGAGAAAUUAGUUAGGGUUACAGCACAGAGUAGGGGGGGGGGACCAGGAAAAGAAGCUGACUGAGGGGGUAUUAACUGUGUCCUAUCUAAAAUGACUUGCAGAGAAAGAAACCCUUCCCAUCAUGCACUUUGCCCUCGGUCAUUCAGGACAUCACACUGGAAACGAUCCAAACUAAACCAGUUCUGGUCCUUCGUCACCUAUAGUUAUUUAUUUAAGUAUGUAUUUAAUGUCAUGAUAUUUAUGUCCUGCCUUCUCGUGUGUUGUUUAUUGAUUUAUCGAUUGUUUACGCGGAUAACGUUCGAUGCCACUACAUUCGUGCUCGCGUGGAUUAUGAAUUCACUCCGGUGUUGUUUGAUAAAACCGUCGGCUAUGUAACGUCUGUCUUUUAAGAACCAAUUUUACGGUUCCACUGAAAACAGCGAUGGAUCGGGGGUUAUGUUCCUGACGUACACAUGCUAUACUGUGUAUAUACAUGUACUGUUGAUUUGUAAUAUUUUAAUGCUUUAUCAGGAGACGUCACACAGCUGUUCCUCCAGGAGAUGUCUGUGUACAGGCCCCGGAGAUCAGCAAUGGUUCUUUGUUCAUUCCGUGGUGCGUCUAGAAAACCUAGAAGGUGCUGUACUCACCGAGUGAGAUAACUAGCUCUGUAGGGACUUGGUCCCCAAAGCCGCCCUAUUUCCUGAUAUUGUGCACUCCGGGCCAUAGGAUUGAAGUGCACUGUGUAAUGAUUAGGGUGUCAUUUGGAGAGCAAGCGGGCACUUCCAGCAGGCGGCGUCUACUAUGACACCCCUUAGAAGUGACGCAGUCGUAUUUCUACUACAAAAGAAAUGUUCGUCGUUUUGCACAGGUCACCACGACCAGUCGAUUAAUGUAUUUAUUCUAUUUAUUACAAAAUGGAUGUUUGUUUUGGUGUUAUUUAUCUUGAUUUGUGUGCCUUCAUUUCAUUUGCGUGCAAAUGUAAACAGUAUUUAUAAUGAACUAGUUAA